This is a messenger RNA of Alexandromys fortis (reed vole), 7001 nucleotides long. It is a transcript of the gene Shoc1, whose product is annotated as shortage in chiasmata 1. NCBI's taxonomy places the organism in Eukaryota, Metazoa, Chordata, Mammalia, Rodentia, Cricetidae. Gene Ontology annotation, cellular component: condensed nuclear chromosome. The record is from RefSeq and is a predicted model, not a curated record. Gene Ontology annotation, molecular function: ATP hydrolysis activity; single-stranded DNA binding. The transcript is spliced from 27 exons. Gene Ontology annotation, biological process: resolution of meiotic recombination intermediates. The coding region runs from base 16 to 4392 and encodes 1458 amino acids.
UUGAAGGGAAGAGCUAUGUUUUCGGCAUUCAAAUAUUAUGCAAUAGACUAUUUACAUGAGAACACAGUUAAAGAAAGGAUUUGCAGAGAUGCUUUAUUGCUUCCGAUCCCUCCGUGUUUAAAUCAAGAUAAAAACGUUGUUGAUGAUGAAUAUAGAAGUCCAUGGACAAGAGCUGCUUCAUAUCCGGAGGUGACAGAUGAUUCAGUCUUGGAACAAUGGACAACAAGGUUCUGUGUGGAGGAUUUUCCUGAGAAAAAGACAGUUACAGGAAUGAUAAUUAAUGGUACGUUUGAGGAAAUUGUUCCCAGUUCCAAUCCAAACUCUCCAACCGGAAUGGAGGAUGUCGGCUCAUCCCUCAGUAAGGACCACAGAGAAGACUUUACACCUAUCAGGUGUUCCCCACACUACCCGGGAGUGAAAGCCAAGCACCAAGGGUUACUUAUUGAUGAGGAAUUGAUUUUUAUAAAUAAGGCAGUGGACGAUUAUCUACCAACUGUGGAUACUAUCUUGAGCAGACUGAAGCUCUAUCGGGUUAAGGAUCCGCUUUUAGAUUUCAAAGAACAGCUCCGUGGAAAGGAUCAGUUCACGGAGUGUUUCUCUGUUCAAGAACGGUUGGAACCUUCUGUAAGAGAUUUCCAUAUGGCUGAGGAGACCUUUUGUAAGAAGAAACUACCAUCAGUUUUCCCUUAUGAGUUUGAAUUCUUAAUAUCUACAAUCCCCAAACGAGAAAUUCCCACUCUGUUACUAUCAGAACUGAAGGAAUCAUUAAACUCAAUACCUGAAAUAAUGGAACAUGAAGAUGAAAAUGAAAAACCUUUCAAAAGAGAUUUUUCUACCAAGCAUGAGUCUGAUGCUCAGGAUAUGGAAUGCAGCUCCACAGAGAUCUUACCCACUGAAAGCCCAUCUGAACCGGAGGGCAGCGAAGCUGGAGAAUUGGAAAUGCCACUAACCCAUCUAAGCUUACCAAGGCAACAUUCUCCAGUGAGUUCACUAUGGGCAGGAUUUCAGACAUUUCCAUUUUCUGCUGUGUGCAAAAUUGAUUUGCUUAGUGCUGGAGAAUCAGCUAAUAAAUACUGUAUGCUGUGGCCCUUGGGAAGCUGCAGGAACUCUUGGGUCUCAUUCAUGCUUACAGUUCCAAGAUUUGAAGAGCCCAGCAGUCAAUAUUCUCUUGCAGAUAUGAGGAAUAUCUUUUCUAUCAAAGGAGACAGCCUUGUGAUUAACCCUGCAAAAACAAAGGGUUGGAGACAAGCAAGACGAAAUCCAAUAAUGGCCGAAACUUUGGAGCAUCUGAAGGCAUAUUUGUGUCACAGUGGUCUGUCUUCUAAGGAGGCUAAGCUGGAGAUCUUUCUGCCUACAAAAGUGCUUCAGCUGGAGCCCUGGCUAGAACAGCAGAGUUGCCCCUUGCCCGUCAUGCCUGUGAGUGAGAAGUCUGCUGGUGUCCGCAGAUUACAUCCUCAGAAGAGACCGUCUCCUGAGAACAAAGUGCUGCAUCAGAUGCAGUCUGAGGAAUGCGUCUCUGCUAAAAAAACAAAAAAGGAAGAAAAUCCCAAGAGUGACCAAGAGCUAGUGGCUGGAACAGUGCAGAAGACAGACAACAGUCGUGUUGGACUUGCUGACUCUGGGCCCUCUGUUGAGUCAGCUUCCUCUUCACAGAUCAAGGCAUCUUACUAUAAAAAGCAGCAGGACUUGGAUCUUUUGAGCGAGUUCAUUACUCUGAGAAGUAAAUACAAGCCUUUCACUUCAGAUGCUGAAGCCACAGACCAUGACCAAAACAGUGAAUUUCAAGAUAAAGAAAAGUGUUCUUUAACUCUUCAAGAAGAAAGUCCCGUUGUUUCUAAUAACAGAGCUGCAGAGGAAAGAAGUCAAGAGAGAGCAGAUGAUGUCAUUGAGAUUCAAGCAUCAGACACCCAGUGCCAAGCAUACUGCCUCCUAGAAGCAGCAGCGACUCCUGUCUUGAAGAAGCUUGUUUGCCUCUGCACUUACCCUGCUGCUAAUUGGAAAUUUGCCACUGUCAUUUUUGACCAAACAAGAUUCUUCUUAAAGGAACAAGAAAAACUAGUAAAUGAUGCUGUUCACCAAGGUGAAAAUGCUGACAGAGAAAUAACAUUCAGGCAUGCUGCCCUCUUACAUCUCCUGGUGACAAUGAGAGAUGUCCUUUUAACAUGCAGCUUGGAUACAGCAUUAGGAUAUUUGUCAAAUGCAAAGGAUAUCUACAAAAGCAUGUUAGACUCCUGCUUGGAUAACAUUUGGAGACAGCUGAAAAUUUUACAGUUUAUUAAGGAAAAAAGGCCUAAAACCAACUAUAAGAUCGAAGAAUUGCAAUGUCAGAUACUAAGCAGGUUGCAAAGUCAACAACAGAUUAAGGUACUGAUUAUAAUAAGAAUGGACUCAAAUGGAGAAAAGCAUUUGCUUAUUAAGACCCUUAAGAAAAUAGAAGGUUUAACAGUGACUGUUUUACAUUCAAAUGAGAGAAAAAAAUUUCUGGAAACUACCGGUGUUAUCAAAGGCAUGAGUUCCUGUGUGGUGGUGCAUAACCACCAUAUCAGAGCAGAUUUCCCCUGGAGCAGCUUCUCCCUGGUGCUGGAGUACAAUCACGUGGGCCACUCUUGCUGGGCCAAGCACUGCCAGCAGUUGAAUAUACCGUUCCUGGCCUUUAAAGUCGUCCUUCCAGACACAGCGCUGAAGAGAGUCACCUUGCUGGAUAGAUUUGGAGGGUUUCUCUUGGACAUUCAGGUGCCAUACGUAUUUUUUGCAUCUGAAGGUCUGCUUAAUAUCCCAGAAAUACUCUGGCUGCUGGAAUCUGGCUAUAAUAUCACACUAGUGGAGAGAAGCUGCUGCGAGUCUCUGAAACUCUUUGGAAGCACAGAGCGCUACGUGGUGGUCACAGUUGACGAGCACACUGCUGUAGUCGUGCAGGACCUAGAAGAAUUAUAUUAUGAGAAGGCAUCAGACAAUAUCAUUAUGAGAUUAAUGGCGUUGUCAUUCCAGUAUAGCUGUUGUUGGAUAAUACUGUAUCCCAAGGAAACAUUAAAUUCAGAGUACCAUCUCACACCAAAGACACUCCAUCACCUCGCGCAGAUUUAUGCAGCCUUGGUUUCCUCUGGUCUUAAAUCUGAAGAACUGGAUGUAAAGCUUAUAAUUGCCCCAGGAGUAGAAGAGACUGCCUUAACAAUCCGACAGAUCGCAGACCACAAUCUAAUGACGUCCAAGAGAGAUCCUCAUGAGUGGUUGGAUAAAUCCUGGGUUGAAGUUUCACCAUCUAAGGAAGAAAUGCACCUGCUUGAUUUUCCGUGCAUCAACCCCCUGGUGGCUCAGCUCAUGCUGCACCGAGCGCCUUCGCUGCACUGGCUGUUGAGAGCAUCGCCUGCUGAGCUUCAGGAACUCCUGCCCCAGGUUCCAGUCAAAGUCCUGAAGCAUUUUUGUAGCAUCACUUCCUUGUUCAAGAUUAGUUCUUCCUCCAUGACAAAGUCACCUCGAAUUUCAUCACUUCAGGAAGAUAUGAAUCAGAGCUCAGCUCCUGUCAUUCAAGAACACGAUGAAUAUUAUUCCUACGAAGACCCGGAAGAGACGGUGCAGGAAGACACAAGUGCUCCUUUUAUGGAGCUAAGAGAGAGAAUCUGCAGGCCGCCAUCUGCAGCAUCUCACAGGCAGGCCGGCUCCUGGGACACAGCGUGGAAUAGCCCUUUUCUAAAUCAUAAGGACACAAAGAAAGCAUCUUGGCACUCCUUUCCAAGCCAGAGUGAUUCGGAAUCAGAUGUCUUUUCUUUGGGCCUAACACACAUAAAUUGUGAACCCGAAAUGUUACCAGCUGAUACUCAGAGGAGAGUUACUCAUAAUUUUGUGAAUUAUCCCAGAGCCAAAGGAAGCAGGAGUAUGCAAGCAUCCAGCCCCAUGUUUUUACCAGAGGGCUCUCCAUCCCAUCUUUAUUGGGACUUUAAGAAAAAUACUGAUCAAAAACAGAUGUAUUCAUUCAGGUCAAGCUGUGGAGCAGAGCAGAGCACCUACAACAAAUGGUGCCCUCAGGAAGACGACUUAACCAGUGAUCAGCCAGAGUGUCUGUCGGCUGAACUGGAAGAUCUCACACACAGACAUUCAAAUGCUGGGACUGACCAGACUUUCUGGAGAGAACGGCCAUCUGCUCCCAGCUGGGAUUCAGUCUAUGCUUCUGAUUCUAAUGUAAACCAAAGAGGAUUCCAUGGCCUUGAUUUCUACCACAGAGCUGGGAACUACUCAGGACAGAGAAGGCUGCCUGUAUCCUCAUCUAAAUGGGAAGACUAUGAAACACCAACAGGCUUAAUGUACUCACAAGUACCACAACCCAAAAAACGGCGUCUAAUGUAUGAAAAAGUCCCUGGAAGAAUGGACGGGCAAACUCGGCUGAGAUUUUUAUGAAGAACAGAAAGGACAGUGCCGCAUACCAGAGUCUACUUUAUGAUAAUCCAGUAACAGAAUUAUUUAGGUUUGAUUAUGCAUAAAAAAACAUCAUUUUAUAUGUCCUCAGUGUUCUAUCAUAUAUUCAAUUUUCAUAAUAUAUAAUUUGUCCUGUAACUUGGAUCUAAAUCUGAUUAUCUGAUUUAUCAAUUAGCUUAAUAAACAUAAGGCCCAAAAACUAUUCAGAUGCAUGUGUACUUCACAAGCAUUUUGUCUUUUCAGAUUUGGCUUUUCACUUAUAUGCACAUAUGUGGAGGCCAGAGCUACCUUAAGUUCCCAACACAGUCAUUGUUAAGAUUUAAUUUUUCUUAUUAUUUAAGUUGUGUGGCCUACAAGGCCAGAGCAGAUGUCAGUCUUUUUCCCAAGAUGAAGCCUUAUGUAGUACUGUAUUCUCCUUACCCAGCGUAGGGAUAUAAAAACGUGUUUUCACUUCGCUUAGAUCUAGAUUCCUAUAUUUUGGUCACUGAUUAAAUCUUUUAGUGUUAAACUCCUAACCCAUUUUUCUGUAGCUUUUUGUUUGUUUUUCAAGACAGGGUUUCUCUGUGUGGCCCUGGCUAUCCUGAACUUGCUCUGUAGAGCAGACUGGCCUUAAACUCAAAGAUCCGCCUGCUUCUGCCUCCUGAGUGCUGGGAUUAAAGGCGUGUGCCACCACCACCCGGCUCUAGAGCUUAUUUUUAAUGUGUAAAUAAUUUAAUGCUACGUAACAUUAGAAAAACAUUUCCACAUUAUGUUUUGUAAUGAAUAUAAUAAAUACCAAAAUCUAACACUGCAAAAAAGAAAAUUAUGGAACCGUACUUUUAUCGGUGCAAAAUUCUAAUGGAAGAUUACCAUAGCAACAAUGAAAUCAAAAUCCAUCUGAGUUCAGUUCCUAGAGUGCAAAGAUAGUUCCACGACAGGGUGUGUAUUAAUUCCUCAUUAAUAUAACUGAUAUUUAAGGAAAAAUUAAUGAGUAUAUCUAAUUCCCCCUAAGAUAUUUAGCAAAGUUCAGCAUUCAUUUGUUUUUUUAGUUUACAUACAAAUAGGUUUCAGUAUGCCAUUUUCAUAUUUCAUUUUCAAUUUUUAAAAAUCGCACUGUUUAAUUCAACAGCUUCCAAGGCAGUCUCACUAAUCCAUUAAGGCAGUCGUCAUUCUCCAUGUCUGAGAGGAAGUGAGAACAAGAACUAGAUUUCCUCGGGUUAACUCUCUGGCCCAGGGUCCCUUCUCUGUACUCUCGUAAUGACUUACACACUGCAGAUUCCCUUGUGCUGAACCAGCUCCUUCUGCAGGGCAUCUUCUCCUAAUAUACUGCUGGAUCUGAUCUGCCUACAUUCGGGACAUUUGUACCUGUACGAUGUCUGUAGUUUCUCUCAACUAUCUCAUGGAGUGUUGCUGAAGGAAAAAGUGGAUCCAAAGAGAAUUUUGUUUUUAAUGGAAAUUUGGAGUGCUUAUUAAAAUCCUUAUUAAUCGAGAUGGAGAGUGGAACAUAUAUAAUGCUAUUAGGAAAGAAAAGACUGAAGAAAUAGAUAGUAUAAAAUUUCAGACAAGACUAAACAGAUAAUAGAAGCAUCAAAAGGACACCCAAGUUAUGAUUAGUACGAAUCCAAUCCACUGAUAUCUGCACGAUGCUGAGAAUUAAGGGGGGGCUCAGCUAACGGCUUCCAUCCUCUCCACUGCAAUCCGACCAGUGUUCUUGUUUUUCCACUUAUUUAUUCAUGGGUGAGUGCCAGGCAAAGCUGGUCCAGGGAGCAGCUGUGGCUCGUAAUCGAGGCUUGUUUUCCAUGUGAUGCUAGCAUCUGCUUCUGGAGACACUCUACAGGAUCUCAAAGCCACAUUCCACCCUCUGCAUGCAGCGCUCCCUCUCAGCAGCCAACAGAAACCCGCGGCAUCCCGAAAGACAAAAGCAAACACAGAAUACCGUUCUCGUGGAAAACGAUGAAUUAGGAAAAAACUUUAUUUCCAAAUUCUUCAAAGAUUAUUAUAAACACAGACUUUCCUUCUAAAGUGUCCCCAAUUAAACCAAAGGCACAUCACCCAAAUAAGAUACUUGUGACAUUAGUUCUUACAGGUUAUAUUAUUUUCAUAUUUUGUUUUUAACCAUUUGCAGUGUUCUGAAUGUAGUAGGCCACAUUUAAAUGUUUUUAAAGGUACAAGCACAUUUUUAAGACCUACAAAAACAAUUGUAAGUUGUAAACUACAGGAAGUAAGGAAAGACCUAACCAGCCUAACCCAGGAUGGGCAACCUGACGCUGUACCAAUUCUAUAGUUGGCUAAGAGCAUCUCCCAAGUUUACUGUCAAAGUAUGACCAUAUUUCAUUGAGAAAUGAAAAUGUUUUCCUUUUUUUUUUAAAAAAAAAUCAAGAUAUCAAUUAUUCCCCCAAUUUUAUACUUUGUCUUCAUUUAGUAAUAGUAAAUUCUUAUGAACAAAUUUUAUUAAAGUAUAAAAAUGUUAGGAAAAUUACAAAUCUCAGUUUUUGAAAACAAAACGUCUCCAUUCUAAAAUGCAAACCCCCAGUAAGUAGAACAUCCCCAUUUCCCCGGCGGAGCCACGCAGGUUCUAUGGGGUGAGAGAUGCAGCUCAGUAAAUUUGGAGG